AUGGUUUGCAGCAUAUCUUUUAGCAUUGUUGUGUUAUCCUCGGCACUCCUCAGAUAUUCUGGCGUUCACGUUGCCGAAAUUAGAGCAGGAAAACCCACAGAACCUGUCACUACCGAAGUCGUCAAGGAACCCGAACCUCCUGCAGUAGUUACCGCACCUGACCCAAACGAAUUCGUAGAGGAAUGGAGAUUCAGACCACUCGAAUGGAAGUUGAAUGAAUUUUCCAAAUGGCUAAAGAAAGCCGAAGAGAACUGGAAGGAAUUUCACCUUGUUCUUGAAGAUGGAAGAACACAAUGGAUUGAAAAUUUGGGAGAUUCAGAAACAGGAUGGUUCCAAAGCGCAGAGAAAAAAUGGAACAACUAUAACGAAAGUCUGGAUAUGGAAUACAAAAGCAAUAUAUUAAAAAAAGCAAAAGAAUGGAAAGAGACUCAAUGGAAAGAAUGGAUUGAAAAAAGUUUAAAGAAAUAUAUUACGGACGAUUUUAAAAAAUGGAUUAACGACCACCAAAAUAACUUAAAUGCAGCUCUUCGUGUAAACUGGGAAACAUGGAAAAAACAACAAAUGCUAGAAUGCAAUUCAAUACGCUGGAGAUUAGGGGAGGAUAAGCAAUGGAUGAGAUGGCUCUUCCACUGUCCAAACAAGGAUGAUAUUACAGUUCCUGAAGAAUAUAAAGCACUUUAUGAAAACUGGAACGUACGAAAAGGGGCGGAAGCAGACCAAUGGAAAAAAUGGACCGAUAAAAUAGAAAAGAGCGUUAUCUUCAAGGACACUCCUGCAUGGACCAAAUGGAAGAAUGAUAAAACUGCUGCCUUCGACAAAUGGCUAGCUGCAUUCACUAACAAAUUAAUCGCCCAGAAGCAGUGGACCCGAUGGUUCUGA
Plasmodium inui San Antonio 1 is the source of this 879-nucleotide messenger RNA. RefSeq lists its product as hypothetical. The transcript is spliced from 2 exons. NCBI's taxonomy places the organism in Eukaryota, Apicomplexa, Aconoidasida, Haemosporida, Plasmodiidae. The coding region runs from base 1 to 879 and encodes 292 amino acids. The record is from RefSeq and is a predicted model, not a curated record.